CAUACGCGGCACUUUUAGUUGCAAUAAAAAAGAUCGGUUUCAAGAGAAUCGAUUCAAAUCUAAAUGGAGAUUACAAGUAUCGAGCUUUCCAAAAUCGGAAUCGCAGCGAUCGAGUGUCGCACAUCCCUAGCUCAGAUCCCUAGGAUUUAGAUAACCUCAAACAACAAAGAUUUCUUUGCCACCUUUGGUGCGGCUAUUUAUUAUUUAAACUAUGCUGAUAAUCUUUGGCUAAAUCUAAAAUAAUAAUCUAAUAAAAAAUGUUGAAGAAUAAAGGUGCCCUGGGCUUAGUUGUUGAGUAUGGAAGCGACACUUCAGAUGACGAUGUCCCUGGCCCCAGAGUUUCGACAAAGAGAACUCACAAAAGUGAUGAUGAACUUUCUGAUUCUGAAAGACAUUACAACAAAAAGGAUAAAAUGUUACCAGUGCCACAAGUGUUCAGAGAAUUGUCUUCUGAUCAGCAUACUGAUGAUCCUGCACUACAUGAUGACAGGAUAAGAAGUUUUGCACAUGUCAGAGGAAACUGGGCUUCAUAUGCUUAUAUUCCAUUUGAAAAUAUUGAUGGGGUAGUAGACUUGGUAGAAUGUAUAAUCAAUAAACUAGCUGGUAAAAUACCCUUGAAACAAACUGAUGACUUUCACAUUAGUUUGUCAAAAACUGUGAUAUUGAAGUACCAUUGGAUACCAACAUUUGUUGAAAGUAUUAAAUCCAGGAUUGAAUUGUCUAGAAAAUUUCUAGUUAUUUUUGAUGGGCUGAAAAUCUACUGUAAUGAAGAGAGAACAAGAACUUUUAUAGGAUUACAAAUAGGAAGUGGAUAUGAUUCUCUACUAAGAAUAGUGGAAAUUGUAGACAAAUGCUUGGAAGAGUUUAGUUUAGCUACCUUCUAUAAGGAAUGUCUACAACGCGGGAUCUAACUAAGGGCCAUGCUUGUUUGAAGCUCUAAACUUACUUGGUGGAAUCUGAGAUAUCCGUCCGAUGAAUGGGAGCUGCAAGCAAAGUCCUGGUGGGUGAAUGCUCGGACAUAUCCACGUGUCCCACGGGAAUGGCGGAUGGCGCAGGCGGCUCCGGCGGAAAGUCCUCCGUGUCCACGCCGAACUGGGAGAAGAUCGUCUGUAGUUGCCGGAAUCAAACGAAUGUGCGGGUUAGUGCAUGUGGUUUAUGGGUUAAUAUGAUGCGUGCUAUAGUGCUGGUGCAAUCUUUAUACAGGGGGUUAUAAAACUGUAUUGUGUCUUUUCACAGCGUUUACUCUUGUAAAAAUAAACAAAGUUUUCUGGUUCAAUAUACAUCUUCUCUAUUCUAGUCUAGUAGGG
Molecule: messenger RNA, 1307 nt
Organism: Acanthoscelides obtectus
Lineage: Eukaryota; Metazoa; Arthropoda; Insecta; Coleoptera; Chrysomelidae
Source: the annotation of a GenBank genome assembly